This is a messenger RNA of Pseudopipra pipra, 2963 nucleotides long. It is a transcript of the gene DBF4B, whose product is annotated as DBF4B-CDC7 kinase regulatory subunit. Gene Ontology annotation, biological process: positive regulation of nuclear cell cycle DNA replication; regulation of cell cycle phase transition. Bases 1 to 2418 code for a protein of 805 amino acids. The record is from RefSeq and is a predicted model, not a curated record. Gene Ontology annotation, cellular component: Dbf4-dependent protein kinase complex. Gene Ontology annotation, molecular function: zinc ion binding; protein serine/threonine kinase activator activity; nucleic acid binding. The transcript is spliced from 12 exons. NCBI's taxonomy places the organism in Eukaryota, Metazoa, Chordata, Aves, Passeriformes, Pipridae.
AUGGCGGGCCCGGCCCCCGCCGCCCGGCCCCUCCGGGGACAGUCCUUCUACCUCGACCUGCCCGGCGGGAGGAGCGCCCGGCACCUGGCGGAGGCCAUCGAGCGGCUCGGCGGGGUGACCGAGAGCUUCCUCAGCAAAGAAGUCACGUACGUGGUGUCCAGCAACAAAGAGGCCAAACGGGACAGAGCCAGGACUGGGGAUGGAAAGCAGAGCAACCCAACUUCAAGAGACAUCAAAGCCACGAGCUCAGGGCCUCCUGCCUCCAGAGGGAACCCACCCAGACCUCACCAGAAGCCACCAGACACUGCCCUGCUGAGCCGGGGGAAGGAGCUGCUGCAGAAGGCCAUGAAGAACCAGGACACCUGCAGUGGCAGCAGCAUCCUCGCCAACGCCCGCCUGUGGGGAGUCCAGAUCCUGCACGUGGAUGAAAUGUUGUCCUACGCCCAGCAGCUGCUGGGAGCCAUCUCGGGAGUGAGGAAACGCUGCCAGAAGACGGAGGGGAAAUGCUUUGCCUCUGGAUCCAAAAUUCACAAAGGAGGAAGGCUGAAUCCCCCUUUUCUGAAGGUUGAAGACCAGAGCAGGCAAUUCCGGCCCUUCCAUCACCAGUUCCAAAGUUUUCCCGACUUGAACUUCCUGGCUCCCAAAAGCUCCAGCCCAUUUGAGCCUCUGAAAAGCCUCUCGAAUUCCUGCCAAGCCAGGGGGGCAGGAGGCUGUGCCCUGCGCAGUGACGGAGGGAAGAGCCCCCACUCCACCCCAGUGCCCAGGAAACGGAGGGGAUUCUGUGAGUGCUGCCAGGAGACCUUCGAAGAGCUGCACAAGAUGGGAACAUGGUAUAUCUCUGCUCUGACCUGGUCUGGGCACACUGUUUUUGAAGAUUGGAGCAUGACAUGCUCAUCUCUUGGGCUGGGAGAGCCUCAAGAAUCAUCCUGUUCCCUGAUCCAUAAGCACCUCCAGAGCCCCCGGCACCAGCGCUUUGCCCAGGAUGACUCCCAGUACAUCCCCGUGGAUCGUGUCAUCUCACAGAUCACCAACAGCUUCCUGCAGUGCUCAGACAGGGUGCCACAGUCCUGCCUGGCAGAUGAACAUUUAGUGCCUCAAGCACAUGGUACUGGAGGAGUGGAGAUGCUGACAGAGCUGGGAAAGGAAAGGGAGCAGCCUGAGCAGGGUGCUGUGGAACUGGUAAUGGAUAUGGAGCAGGAUCAUGACCUGAAGAUCAAGGGAUGUUCCCCCUGCCUGCCUGGGGACAGGGUCAGAGAUCCCAGAGAAGGAGGGGGGCUGUCAGAACACAGCUCUGUGGGGCUGCCCAGGGGAGCAGAGCUCAGGGGAGGGGUCUGUGCUCCCCCUGGCACCACGGAGGGGGCCGGGCUGGGGGGUGCAGGGCUGGGCUCGGCCCCUGCCCUGGGCUGGGGAUCCUGUGCAGGGGCUGCUCCUGUCACACAGGCAGUUGCUCCUGCAUCUGAACCUCGUGGCCGGCAAUUGCCUGGGUCUCUGAGCCACCCCACAGAGGCACUGCCUGUCCCCAGGAAGCGCCUGCUGUCCCCUAGCCAGAGCUGCCAGGUGGGGAAGAGGCCCAGGCUGGAGUGGGGGGAGCAGGAGGACCCAGUGCGUGGUGGGCUGGGGGCACAGGGUGCAGGGCAGAUGUCUGAGCCAGACCUGCCCGGUGUGACAGAGGCUGGCAGGCUGUCCCUGCACACACAGCUCUGCAGCAGACCUCGUGGCUCCCUGGCUUUGGAUCCGUGCCUGGGUGGGAGCCCUGGGGACCCGGGAGCCCUGGGAGCUGUGGAUCCUGCAGGAGCUGCUCCAGCCAGCACCGUCAGCGAGCGUGGCUGGAGCAGGGCGAGUGUGAGAUCCCAAGGGCAGCAGCUCCAAGGGGACGGUGCCACCCCCGGGAAUGGGAGCAGCCCGGAUCUGGAGAGCACAGUGAGCAGCGGGAGCAGCUGCCCCGCUGGCCGCCCGCCCUCUCCCACACCGCCCGGGGCUGGGGCCAGAUGUUUCUGCUCAGUCUGUGUCAGGGCGGCAGAAAAAGCAGCCCCCGAAGCUCCUGAGCUCCCCGGGCACAGCACAGAGCGGGCACCAUGCCCUGGGCUCCUUCCCCCUCCUGCCCAGAGCACACAGAGCACACGAGCUGCUCCUGGCGCCGGCAGGAGCUCCUCCGAGUCAGAGUGGGAUGUGCAGCUGCUCCCCCUGCCAACGGGUGUCCAGGGCAGCAGGAUCCCAGCUGCGGACAGGGAUGUGCUCCAGAGGACACACGGCAGGGGCAGGGACAGCGGGUACGAGUCCCUGUGCUCGGUGCUCCGGCGGGACCUGGAGCCGGGCUGGGCGGGCCAGGAGAGCGGGAACUGCCGGACCUGCUGCACGGACACCAGAGGAACCCCUUUCCCUGUAUUUGAGACGUUUUGUGGCAGCUGGACAAGCUAAAACCACCUCCUGGCUGCUCUCUGGACCAAAGUGGGAGAUGAGAAGGGGCUGGAAGGGGAUUUGGCCAAGCCAGCCUCCAUGUCAGGACCAGGAGGCACAUCCAAGAGCUGGAGUGAGGACCGUCAGCAUGAAGUUGGCACCACCAGCAGCUUGGACACUUCCUUCUCCUGUUGGGAACUGGUGGGGAUGCAGUGUCUUCACUGUCCCUGGCUGUGUUCUGGGCUGGGAUCUUCCCUCCUCUCUGCUAGCCAUGUUUAGAGCCAGCAGCUUCCUCUAGCUCCUCAUGGAGCUGCUGACACAGUGGUCCCUCUGGAAGUCUCUCUUCAGCAGGAAUAUGUUCUUUGCCCUUCCAGAGUGAAAGCAGGUGCCAAGACUUGGGAGGGGAGGGUCAUGGGGGUGAGAUUUUUGCUCCUUACAUGGUUUGGGGGGGUUGUCUUUGAGAAUUUACAGAUGUUUUUCACGUGGUUUUAACAUGGUUUGGUGUUUUUUAGCAAACUUUUAAACUUUGUAAUAAAGUGGAAGGUGAGAUCCUGCUCUGCCGUACA